AUGCGGAACGUGCAGUGGCUGCUAGAUAACUAUGAGACAGCUGAAGGGGUCAGUCUGCCUCGCUCCACCCUCUACUGCCACUACCUGCUGCACUGCCAGGAGCAGAAGCUGGAGCCUGUCAACGCUGCCUCCUUUGGGAAGCUGAUCAGAUCCGUGUUCAUGGGGCUACGCACACGCCGCCUGGGCACCCGGGGGAACUCCAAGUACCACUAUUACGGCCUGAGGAUCAAGGCCUGCUCCUCUCUGAUCAGACUGAUGGAGGACCAGCAGCACCUGGCCAUGAGACAGCAGCCCUUCUCUCAGAAACAGAGGUUGAAGCCGGUGCAGAAGGUGGAGGGGAUGACCAAUGGCAUGGCGGCAGGCUCGGGCCAACAGCAGCAGCAGCAGGGGGCGGGGCUCUCUGACAUCAGCGCCCAAGUGCAGCAGUACCAGCAGUUCCUGGACGCGUCUCGGACCCUCCCAGACUUCCCUGACCUUGACCUGCAGGGGAAGGCCCUACCGGAGGGCAUAGAACUGGAGCACAUCAAGAGCUUCCAGCUGCUGUAUCGGGAACACUGUGAGGCUAUUCUGGACGUGACGAUCAACCUGCAGUUCACCCUGGUGGAGACCCUGUGGAAGACCUUCUGGAGGUUUGAAGAGAGCCAGAGUGGAGACACUGGCACACUGGCUGUACAUGAUGAGUCUGAGAAGCGCCUGCCUAAGGACUGUCUAGUGAUCCUGUGUAAGUACGACCCUGUGCUCCGCUGGAGCCGCGACUGUGACAACACCCUGUACCAGGGCCUGGUGGAGAUCCUCAUCCCCGAUGUGCUGCGGCCCAUCCCCAGUGCCUUAACUCAAGCCAUCCGCAACUUUGCCAAGAGUCUGGAGAGUUGGUUGACCAAUGCUAUGAUGAACAUCCCAGAAGAGAUGGUCCGCAUUAAGGUAACGUCAGCCAGUUCGUUUGCCCAGACGCUGCGCAGGUACACCUCUCUGAACCACUUGGCCCAGGCAGCCAGGGCUGUGCUACAGAACACAGCUCAGAUAAACCAGAUGCUCAGCGACCUCAACCGCGUGGACUUCGCCAAUGUUCAGGAGCAGGCGUCGUGGGUGUGUCGCUGUGAGGACCGUGUGGUGCAGCAGUUGGAGCAGGACUUCAAGCUGACCCUGCAGCAGCAGAACUCUCUGGAGCAGUGGGCUGCCUGGCUGGACGGGGUGGUCUCCCAGGUCCUAAAGCCCUACCAGGCCAGCGCCGCCUUCCCCAAAGCAGCCAAGCUCUUCCUGCUCAAGUGGUCCUUCUACAGUUCCAUGGUGAUUAGAGACCUGACUCUGCGUAGUGCUGCCAGCUUCGGAUCCUUCCACCUGAUCAGACUGCUGUAUGAUGAGUACAUGUACUACCUGAUAGAACACAGAGUGGCCCAGGCUAAAGGAGAGACACCCAUCGCUGUCAUGGGAGAGUUCGCCAGUCUUGGCAGGAGUUUGAACCCACUGGAUCCAGACAAAGAAGAGGAAGAGGAGGAGGAAGAGGAGAGCGAUGACGAGUGUCAGGAGCUGUCUCUGCCCUCUGACGGGGCGGGGCUGGGGGAGGAGUCUCUGGAGCCGCCUACCAAGCUGGCCAGAACCGACCAGAGAGUACUCUUCACUACGGGCCAGGACUGAACACACACACACACUGAUACACACAUGCACAAACACACUUCCAUUCACAGACGGACUUACACAAAUACUCACACAUAACUGCAUUGAUUGAUAAACAUUUGUAUACACACAUACACCAAGAUACCUUUGUAUACACUAAUAUGUACACUAGAGGUUGACACAGGAGUGAAAAUUCAUUCCUGUUCUGUCUUGUCCUGUAAAAAAUGUUUCCUGUAAUGCCCGGAUCCUGCAGCGUUUCUAUAACCCCGGAACUUUCCUGUCCCAUUCUGAUAAAUAUCACUCCCGUCUCAUGCAGAUUUUUACCCACAGAAAUCAUUUCUUCCGUUACGCCUCGAUCACACCAAUAGCGUCAUUGCAUUUUGGUACACCAGAUCUACAUUCAUUUCCACUGGAACACUGUGUUGCCUUGCAGCGUUGCAGAGGCAGUUGCAGUGCGUUCCGUGUGGUGGAAACGUUGGAUUUAUCAAACGUAUGCAUCAGACUGUAUGUGAAGACGGCCUGACAGAAAUGGUAGCAGAAGGUGAAGGUUGAACUUUUGUUGAACACAUCCAGAUGAUGCUGAGUACCAUUUUGCGUAAUGAUGCUAUCGUGUGAUCGGGGCGUAGAGUAGUGACUGGUUCCAACUGAAGCGAGGCGUGAGAGUGAGCUGGAAGGAAGGAAAUUAUCAUUAUAUUUAGAUUUUUUUCAUUAAGUGAACGAUAUUAGGCCUACACAGUUUAUUUUAAUUAAAUGCUCCACACAUUACCAUCCUGUGGAUUGUCGAUCCUGUGCUGUCCCGAACAUGACUCUAGAACUUCCCAUUCCUGACAGACCUGUUCCCAUGUCAACCUCUAAUGUACAGUUUCUACACACAUUUGAGUGUAGAUACUGUACACACACACACACAUGUUCAUACACUCAAUAAAAGUUUCUGCAGUCUCUACACAUAGAUGCUGACCCAUCAGUACACAGACACACACAGACACAGUCCCAAUAAGGUCUGUAUGGCACAAGUCUGCUGUAAGCACAGAUACCACACAUGCAUGGAUGGGCACACAAUCACCGGUCUGGCAUUGCUGCACAAAGGACACAGGGUGAACUUACACACAUACACACACACACACACACCGACCCAUGGAGUGAAGAGAAAGUGUUUGUUGUCACUUGAAUGGAUCUGUGUAUUGAACAAGGACCUGCCAUGUUUCUCUGUAUUGAUGUCACUGGCUAACAAGAGGGCAGCGCAAUGUACAUGCCAACCUAAACUACCCUCCAACAACUGUCUGCUGUACCAAGGUGGUCCUGAAGAUGUGACGGUUAACAGUUUGUCCUCCCUUACCCAACCCUUCUGUAUAGGGAGGAACAGAGGGAGGAAGAGGAAAUGGCUGCUUACGAUUCUACAGUUCUAAAUUGUUCAUUUAGCUCUCACUCUCAUGUCAAUCAAAGCCCAAGAGCCAGUCAGAAGGAGAUGGGACAUGUGGGUGACAGCAGAUAGACUGUAAAGAGAGUUGUUGUGUGUGUGUGUGUUUUUGAUGCCCGUGGGGUGUGUGUGUUUUUGAUGCUCGUGGUGUGUGUGUGUGUGUGUGUGUGUGUAUGCUGGGGUCCUACUGCUGUGCUGUAUUUUUAGGGUGCGAUUGAACAUGCGUGGAUUUAUGUGAUUGUGUGUGUGUGUGUCUUGUAAUGUGUGUCUGGUUGUACGAUUGUUGAGUCUGUGCUUGAGAAGAAGUGUUGACUGUAUAUUUGGUGGAUAUUUUCAAAGGCAUUCAAAAUCAUUUUGGGUGAAUGUUUUUAUUGGUUCUUUUUAAUUUGAUUUGUUCCUUUCCUGAAAAAGAGUGUCAUGGUUUUGGGGGUUCCUGUUACAACCACUCACACACGCACACACAGUAAGAUAAAACCCUGGUUGAAAGGUGUUUCCAUGUCAACCCCACAGAUGUGGCACAGUAGUCCCACGAUUUCUCUCCACUGCAGUGUCCAUCUGCCUCUGCUGCUGAAUGUGCAGUUCUGUAAAGAGAGAUCAGUUCAAUAUAUAUUCCUGUUUGUGUUUAAGUGCUUCAUUGCCAUCUGUUUUAUUGGUUUCUGUUGAGACCUUUGUGGCCUCUUGUUGUCCACACGUCAUUGCGCCAGCCUUAUUUUUUAUGUUUGUUUAUCUUUUUCAUUUCUGCACCAGACAUUUCUGAUUUCAAAUAAUUACUUUGUUUACAUAUUCCAAGAAGGACUGUGCUGGACUGAGUUAAAAUGCGAUAAUAUAAUUAUAUAUAUAUAUGCGUGUCACUCUAUUUCCUUUUCAUUGUCACAAAGUGAACCUUUCUUGUCUGGUGAUGUGGUGUCAAUCUGUCACACACUAAGUAUAUUUUGUGUGUAUGUGUAUUUACUGAGAGUCGUUAUUGAGUGUGAGUGUGUAUGUUUGAUUUCAGUUCUCCUCAAAUGAGCUCUCCAUACAUACACGCACCAAGGGUCCUGCUUCGUUUGCACAGUCACAGUCAAUGACUGUCCUUUUAUAUGGUGAGAUGUCAGUAGCCUGAUCCCAAAUAUGUUUGUACUAUCUUGCCAACUCCUGGUUUGACAAUGACCAUAUAAGUUGGCGAGACAGCACAAACUGAUCGAGUACCAGGCUAGAAUAUAACAGUUCUGCCUAUUUAUCACAGACCGUCUCCAAUUCGAGAUCCCUAUAGAUCUCUGUCAUGUACAGUACUGUAUAUCUGUGUCUGAUGUAAUCGCAGCACACAGGUGUAAGGUAUUCUGAGGAAGACCCUUACAGUCGGUGCCAUUGUUGUAUGGGUUUAGCAUGGUCCCAGAUCUGUUUGUGCUGUCUUAUAGAAGUUGGACAAGCAGAUCUGGGGUCAGGCUCGAUGUGAAACGAGACAGGGGAAUCAGACACCCUUCCUCUACAUCUCUCAUUCUGUCUCACUCGUUUCCUUCCUGCUAAUGUUUUUCUGCUGUUGUUUUGUUGUUGAAGCCAUUUUCAUAGAACAUUGUCCACCACGAUCAGUUCGGUUGUUGAACAUGUAUUGUAUGAACAUUUCAUUGCAUUUUAGUGUCACAAGAAUGUUUUCAAAGGCAGCAAUGCAUAUCUUGAGCACGCAGCGUGGACCUCGAAACCAGCAUGUUUAACACUGGGGUGUCUGCUGCUACCACAGCUGAUGAUAUAUCCUCCCAUGUCCUGCGGAUCUCCCUAUACGAUGGCCAUUCUUUUCCAGACAAAAAUGUUUGUCAUUUUUAUAGAGUUCAGUUUCUUACUUCUAAAAACAAAAACGAUAUUGUGUGGCAGUGUUUUAUGAAUUUGGUCAAAUACACGUAUGACUGUGCCUUUGGGAGGUUGUAGAAUGCACUUCAAAUGUUUUUAAUUUUAAAGAUAUAAAAUAAAUUAAGAAUUUUUUAAGUUGUCA
Messenger RNA from Oncorhynchus gorbuscha (pink salmon), 4997 nucleotides. Its product is annotated as MHC class II regulatory factor RFX1-like. The coding region runs from base 1 to 1635 and encodes 544 amino acids. Lineage: Eukaryota; Metazoa; Chordata; Actinopteri; Salmoniformes; Salmonidae. Gene Ontology annotation, biological process: regulation of transcription by RNA polymerase II. Gene Ontology annotation, molecular function: DNA-binding transcription factor activity, RNA polymerase II-specific; RNA polymerase II cis-regulatory region sequence-specific DNA binding. The transcript has 13 exons. The record is from RefSeq and is a predicted model, not a curated record.